This is a messenger RNA of Symbiodinium necroappetens, 375 nucleotides long. The record is from the annotation of a GenBank genome assembly. NCBI's taxonomy places the organism in Eukaryota, Dinophyceae, Suessiales, Symbiodiniaceae.
GUGACGCUGCUCACCGACGACGCGCUGGAGGAGGUGCGGGAGCUGGAGAAGAUGCUCGUGGCCUACCAGGCCGCGCUCUUCCAGGGGCACCUCUUCGUCCAGUCCUGCAGAGCACUGGACUUCUGUUCGGCCUUCGGCGCCAAGGAGACGGACUUCGAGUUCUUCGAGGAGUCUUCCAUGAUCGUGGAGGAUGCUGGGCGGGGGGAGACCGGAUCGCUGGUCCUGGUGGCUCGGGAGACGGAGACCGGUGAAGUGGUGGGCUACUGUCGGGCAGAGAAGAGCGACGGGGAGCUGGUCAUUCGCCACCUCCAGGUGCGCACCGACCAGCAAGGGCAAGGUGUGGCAAAGCUGUUGCUUCAGGCUGCGGAAACGCAG